AUGAGCGGAUGCAGUGCGGAGAGCGUCACAAAGCCGUCGCCGUUGUCAUCUUCGCAGCAGCAGAAGCAGCAGCCGAAACGAAGCAGUGAUCAAAUGGAGAGGGUAGUUGAGAUGCUUUCAAUUAGCGGCUGCGAACGACCUCCACGGCCAGGUAGGAGUCGCGAUACACUUCGCUGUUUCGCGGGCCAAGAAUCAAGGCACCCACUGACGCUCGUCCUCCGUGGACGUGGCUUUCCAACAGACGCGCAUCUGCAUGUUCAAUUGGAGGAGCACAGCCCACUUCCUCUUCGCGCUGGUGAGGAAAGUGGCAGAGACCCUGUUGUGAUGGACUGCGCCAACGUGCGGGCGUCAGACGUAUUUCCGAAGCAGAUCUUAUACUGCACCCUCACCCACCCGGCUGUCGGUUUGGUCAAGAAGCCGGAGUGGUUGGAACGUCUCAAAAGUCAGGUGAUGUGGAUGGACCUCAAACUGCGGCGGCUGCCGGAAAAGGAUGGAUCAAACUCUGAGGGCCAGCGCGCCGUCGUGCUUGGCGUGCUCCAUCAUGCCCUGCAAAUAAGCCUCGCGCCGGACGCUUCAUGGGCCGGAACGAAUGCCGACGACACCGACGCCGGAGAGGCAAUUGGUGAUCCUUUCGAGCUUCUCUAUCAGACCGGCCAUAGCGAGGCGGAAUCUGACCACGCAUGGCUCAUGCUUGGCAUCGGUGGACUGAAAGAACAGCUGAAGGAGUUGUACCGUCGUGUCUUUCUCUCGCGUGCCCCCUCCCUUCGCGGCGUGGUCGGAUCACUGAAACUGCCACAUGUGCGAGGGGUGAUGCUCCACGGUCCGCCUGGCAGUGGCAAGACACUCAUUGCUCGCACGAUUACCAAGCUGCUUGGUGGUGGAGGCGCAAAGGUGACGAUCGUGAACGCCGCCGAUGUUCUCUCAAAGUACGUUGGUGAGUCUGAAAAGAACCUGCGGCACCUUCUAUCCGGCGACGAAGACGACGAUGAAAACAACACAGACAACGACGCGGUAGAGGAGAGCGAUGAAACAGAGAGAAGGGCGGUGAGAGGACGGUUGCACGCCAUCAUCAUCGACGAGAUUGAGUCACUCUUCCGGCGCCGUGGGGGCUCAGGGGAUGAGAGCUCCGCCAAGGCUGUUUACGAUGGCCUGACGAACCAGCUGCUGACGCUCAUGGAUGGCAUGGACGACGCACAGAACAUACUCGUUGUCGGCCUCACCAACCAGCUGCACGCCAUUGACCGUGCGCUGCUGCGCCCCGGACGGUUCGAGGUGGUGAUUGAGGUGCCGCUGCCCGACCUCGAGGGCCGUGCGGAGGUGCUACUGAUCCACACGCAGGAGCUGCGCGAGAACAACUUUCUCGAGCCCGACAUCGAUCUGAAUGCGCUGGCGGCCGGCACCGGUGGCUUCUCUGGAGCCGACCUCGCCGGCACAGUUCGGGCGGCUGUCAGCUACGCACAGAUGCGCUACCGUGACACACGCGCUGACGACGUAGGUGGCAAGUUUCAGGUCACCAACGACGACCUUACGCUUGCAAUUCGAGAUAUAUUAAGGUCGAAGGCGCAGACGGCGCCAGGCGAGUAUGUGGGGAAUGGCAAUGAAGACAGUGUGGCUGUACCGCUUGUUGAUUACGAUGGAUCCGUCACUCAGAACACAGCUGCGACGCAUCGCCUGCUUCGGAGCAUCGACCGUAGCCGCGCCACGCAUGCCGCUGUUGUGGUCAUCUACGGCCCACCAGGAACAGGGAAAACUGUUCUGACGCAGCAGCUGAUGAGGCUGUGGCCAUUCGACGUCACCAAAUUCCUGAUGGGCGGGGAGCUCAGCGGUAACCCAGGCGUCAACCGUCUUGAGCAGAUCCUCACUGCCCUACGGGACGCCGUCAACAUAAAGGAGAACUGCGGUGUUGUAGUUGAAAAUGUAGAGUGGUACCUUCGCGACGGUGCAUCGGCGGCUGCGGAUGUUCUGAAGGCUGCCAUCCAGGAGUUCCGGGCGGCUGCAGAUGUCUCUUCCGCCACAUAUCAACACCAUAGCAGAGCGGCGGUGGGACGGCCCCCUGGAAAGCGUCUGUUGAUUUUAACCACGUCAGAUGAAGAGGUGUUCUAUGGCUUAAUGCACUCCAUCGAAUAUGACCUGCAACUGACCCUCCAUCCUAUUCAACGCAAAAACCUCGUGACGCUCCUGCGUCACUACGGUAUUCUUUCUUCAGCCAAGGAGGCAUCGAAUGACGUGGUGCAGGCGUAUCCACCGAAGCUCAGCUAUCGCCAGUUUUUGCGUAUCACCGAUCUUGCCUUGUGGAGGGCGCAUGAGGCACACAUUCAACAUAGUAAGGAUGGUGGCGUAGCCGAGAGCCACCAGGACUCUACUGUCUUCUCCACCCUGAAUGCCCUGUUUCUUCAUGGUGGGCGUUUGCACGGUUUGGAGACUGGUGAGUCCUCCCUUGACACUGAGGAGCUGCAGCGAGAAUUUAGCGCUGCUGUUCAGGAUGUCGUGGCGUCGAUGGGCCUGUCCGAUGUUUUUGCCGGUCUCUUAAAGGUAGAUGACGCCAUUGAGGGAGACGAGGUGUCUUGGUGA
This is a messenger RNA of Trypanosoma grayi, 2571 nucleotides long. RefSeq names its product vesicular-fusion ATPase-like protein. The record is from RefSeq and is a predicted model, not a curated record. Gene Ontology annotation, molecular function: ATP binding; ATP hydrolysis activity. The transcript has a single exon. The coding region runs from base 1 to 2571 and encodes 856 amino acids. Gene Ontology annotation, biological process: intra-Golgi vesicle-mediated transport; SNARE complex disassembly; Golgi to plasma membrane protein transport. NCBI's taxonomy places the organism in Eukaryota, Euglenozoa, Kinetoplastea, Trypanosomatida, Trypanosomatidae. Gene Ontology annotation, cellular component: Golgi stack.